Neodiprion fabricii is the source of this 3285-nucleotide messenger RNA. RefSeq names its product erlin-1-like. Gene Ontology annotation, cellular component: endoplasmic reticulum membrane; endoplasmic reticulum. The transcript is spliced from 5 exons. Gene Ontology annotation, biological process: SREBP signaling pathway. Lineage: Eukaryota; Metazoa; Arthropoda; Insecta; Hymenoptera; Diprionidae. Bases 1751 to 2764 code for a protein of 337 amino acids. Gene Ontology annotation, molecular function: cholesterol binding; ubiquitin protein ligase binding. The record is from RefSeq and is a predicted model, not a curated record.
UGGCCCAGAAGAAAGAAAAAUAUUUUACUUUAUCCAUUGUAUAAACUCAAUCUACUAUAAAAAAUAUUUUUCUGUAUUCUGGGCCAGAAUUAUUUGAAAAAAAAUAAAAAUAUAAAUAUUGCGAUCCUUUCACGUCAGCAUUCUCUGUGUGUGUGAUUUUUCACUGUUUUUUUUACAAAAAACGAUUUAGGAUACCCUAGCACUUGAGCUACAGCACUCUCCUUUUGAGAAUCUCUUUUUUUGGUACAAAAUAACAAUUUAGCCCUGCGCCCCCAUGAAAAUCCAAAAAAAAUUUAUUUUGACACACCCUAAUGAUCAUAUACAAAUGAUAUUUCGUUAAUCUAAUAUCAAACUAUGGAAGUACUGUGUUACUUAAUGUUUUUCUGCAUCUAAAAUUAAAAAAAAAAAACUGAUACAUGCGCUACAAUGUUACAGCAACUAAUAGUCUUUGCAAUAUCCGAAGUUCAUUGAAAACUUAUUUGCAAUAGCAUAAACCUUGGAGAGAAUAUAUUCGAUUAGUUACCUGGUCAGCAUCCGAGAUUCCUGUGUAAUACAUUUGCCUUAAUUGCUAAUAGUUUUUGGAUGAAUUUAAGAAUUGCACAUCCGAACUCUGUGUUCGUCGUACAGAAUUCCAUCCUAGCCCCGUCAGUGCGUACAUUUAUGUCGAAUUUGUGUUUUUACCUCACUUAUAAGGUAUUGAAUAUCACAUGGUUCCAGACACAAUUUAAAUGAUCAUACGUAAUGACAAUUAUAAUACUGGCCAAGUGAAAUCAGGAUAUCUCUCGAUAUAUACAUAUAUAUAUAUGAAUAUAUAUAUAUAUAUAUAUAUAUACAUAUACAUAUACGUAUAUAUAUCUAUAUAUGCAAAGUAAUUUAAUAUAAAAAUAAUAAUAAUAAGUAGGACUUAUAAAUAUAUACUAUUGUAAGGAUAAGUAAAGUAAGUAAAUGAAAAUACAAAUACAUGUUAUAUAUUCAUAGAUUUGUAGUUUAUUAAGAGCGAAAAAUCGGCCUAGGCGUUUAUUUUUACUCCCCCUGAUAGAAAAAAAUUCUCAGCUAAUUUUCAUGAAUUUUUUUAAAAAAUUUUGCUGGAAAUAUGCAAUGUUUCCGAACAACUCAGUGUAUUCUAUAUUAGUUCUGGACAAGUUUGAAUUAUUCUGAUAAUAUCUGGGGAAUUUCAAAAAAUUUUUGAGAUUUUCUGGAAUGAACUUAUUCUUUCGGAAGUUUAUCUUUUAUUGACAAUCCGAAAUAAUCAGAGUUUUCAAAAAUCUGAUUAUUUGUGUUAAAGUCGGUUACCACGCGAAAAUCGAAUGAAAAUCUGGGAACUCAAGACUCUUUCCUAAUAAAAAUGUGAAAAACUCUGAUUUAUUUCCUUCCUUUCUAUUAUCAUCUAAUAGAGGUGAAAAUCCCACAAAUUUCACGAAAUAAAAAUUAGAUUUUUUCUGAGAUCCAAUGGUUCUGCGUAUUUAUAUGACAUCUAGGGUCCUGGGUUCAAGAAUCGAACUCUUGUCUGUAUACAAACAAAACCAUGCCCGCGAUAUUGCUUCAUAUCAACUUCAAUUCUUGCAUGAUUCUUGCACUGUGGCACUGAUCAAAGUAGCCAUGGAUAGAAGACUUGUAAACACGGAAGGGUGAAUAGGAGGGUUAGUUAGAUAUUCUAUAAAAAAAAAAUCACCUUAAAUCCGAUUUCCAUCUUCGUUAAUGUAAUCAGUAAGAAUUAUUCAAUCCGAAAUAAUUAAUAUACGGUAAGGAAAUGUCCGAUCAAAAUAUUAUCGGAUUAUGUAUACUAGUCUGCUUGGCUGUAGUAUUUAAUUUUUCACUUCAUCGAAUUGAGGAGGGUCAUGUUGGUGUAUAUUUUCGGGGUGGCGCGUUGCUUUCACACGUCAGUAGUCCGGGAUUUCAUAUGAUGGUCCCUCUUUUAACUUCAUAUCGUUCAGUUCAGGUAACUUUACAAACGGACGAAGUUAAAAAUGUUCCCUGCGGAACGAGUGGAGGUGUUAUGAUUUAUUUUGAUCGAAUAGAAGUUGUGAACAUUCUGGAUGCAAACAGUGUUUACAACAUGGUGAAAAACUUUACUGCAGAUUACGACAGGACUUUAAUAUUCAACAAAGUUCAUCAUGAAUUAAAUCAAUUUUGUUCUAUGCAUAGUCUUCACGAAGUUUACAUAGAUUUAUUUGAUCAAAUCGACGAAAAUUUAAAGUCUGCUCUACAGACUGAUCUCAAUGAAUUGGCGCCAGGACUCAGCAUCCAGGCAGUUCGCGUUACAAAGCCAAAAAUACCAGAGACUAUUAGGAAAAAUUACGAGUUGAUGGAAGCAGAGAAGACGAAGUUACUUAUAUCGAUACAGCAUCAAAGAGUAGUGGAAAAAGAUGCAGAGACGGAUCGUAAAAAGGCAAUAAUCGAAGCAGAAAAAGAAGCCCAAGUGGCAAAGAUUCAGUUCGAUCAAAAGAUCAUGGAGAAAGAAUCAUUACAGCGAAUGGCGUCUAUUGAAGAUGAGAUGCAUCUAGCUCGACAGAAGAGUCGGUCAGAUGCUGAUUUUUAUCAAAUGGAACGACAAGCCGAGGCAAACAAGUUACUAUUAUCCAAAGAGUUUCUGGAGCUCAAGAAAUACGAAUCUCUAGCUCAGAAUGCCAAAGUGUAUUACGGAGCUGACAUCCCAAAAAUGUUUACACUCGGAGGCUGUUCCAGUGAUCCUACUUUGGGCGCUGAUGCAAAGAUCUCGCGGAAAGACGCGACCAUUGUUAGUGAUUUCGAACAGACAAAAUAAUUUCACGUAACGUUAGAAAGAAUGAGUGAUUUUUCGGAAGUGCGCUUGUACAUACCUAUAUAUAAUAUACUAAUUAUUGUUUGUUCGAAUACAAAUAAAUUACAGUAACUUACCUCGGUAAGACGUGAUUAUGGUAAAAAAAUGUGUAUUUUUGAAGCAUUAUCUGUAUGCUAUGCACGGUGACGCUCAUAUUAUGAACAUUUUUUUGAAAAUUAUUCAUCCUUUCGCCAUUUUCAUAUUGAAUGGGACCACAUCGUCUGAAUGAAAAGUUAGAAAAAGAGAAACAAAUCAUUUAAGAAAUCCAUUUAAGAGAUGAUGGAGAAUCCGUAUGGGAAUAAAUCGGAACAAAUUUGAACAGUACUAGCUAAGAUGUUAAAUUUUUUUUAAAAUCAUUUCUAUUAUACAGGGGACAUGUUGUCUCAUUCGUGUUCACUCGUUGGCGCAAAUGACAUUGCUAAAGAUUUCUUAAACGGUUAUUUCUCUUUUCCCAACUUUUAAUUCAGACGGUAUACACUAUUCAU